This is a messenger RNA of Physella acuta, 663 nucleotides long. Its product is annotated as heavy metal-binding protein HIP. Gene Ontology annotation, molecular function: protein binding. NCBI's taxonomy places the organism in Eukaryota, Metazoa, Mollusca, Gastropoda, Physidae. The record is from RefSeq and is a predicted model, not a curated record.
AUGAUCUAUUGCGCAUGCGUGGAGAGCGAAGGAGGGGGCGGGAGAAGGUUUAGAGAUUCACCGUGCGAGCGUGGUGGUGGUGUCCCGUAUGGUUGGAUUGAUAAAAAAAUGCAAGAUGUUUUGAACUUUCAAGCACAAAUGCAAGAUGUUUUGAACUUUAAAGCACAAAUACAAGAUGUUUUGAAGCUGGAAAUUAAAAAUGAAGAAAUUUUAAAACUUGAAGAAAAAGUCAUUGAUGUUUUAAAGCUUUCACCAGUUGUUCAUUCUAUUGAGUCUCGUGUGUGUAACAGGUACCUGUGUCACAUCCAGCUGGCACACAGCACACCCGUGGGUCGGGGCUCAAUCAUUGCAACAUUCAGCGAGGUACGGGAAUAUUUCGGUAACUGCUUUAAUCAAACCACCGGGAAGUUCGUCGCGCCCCAAGACGGCCUGUACCUGCUAUGUUUGACCCUACAGCAGUGGGCGGAUAAACAGAUAAGAGUGGGCAUUUAUGUGGGGGAGAAGUGGAGCCAGACUGUCCAGGUGAAAUACGCAGGGACAAGCGCUUCUGGAUCAGUUGUGGUUGACAUCAAGAAAGGUCAGAGUAUUUAUCUUCACGUAGACUUCGCGGACCCAGGCGCCAAAUUAUCAAGUCUCAGUUCUUUCACUGUAGUUAGUUUAUAG